AUCUGUCAUGAGUUGCCAAAUGUCUAUCUCAUUUCACCAGGUUUCGUAGUCAGACGUAUCCAAAAUCGGAGGAUUUUUGUACGACGCAGAACCCGCCGCCAUGCUUGUUUAUUUUCCUUUGAAUGUUUCACACUGCCGUAGAACUUAUUUUUAUCUGCUACCAUGAAAUUCCUGUAUAUUACCUGUCUAGGUCUUGCUGUAAUCCUCCAGUUGUUGUUGUCCGGGCCGGCCCACGUAUUAUAUUAAGGCAAGCUUUCCAACUUUACUGAGGGGGCUACACGUAACCAAGAAAAGGCCCGGUAAAACAGUGUGGUCAUUGGUGACGUCACGGCUGAGGUCGGGCAAUGUUUAGUUUCCAUCGACAAAACGACGAAAGUAGCUGACAGCUGAUUUUGUCAUUUUUAGCAUCAUCUAAAACCACUGUUUAUAUAAAGAUAAAAUGCCUUCCAAACGAGUCGCAGUCAUUGGAGCUGGAGCCAGUGGCCUCACCGCAAUAAAAUGCUGUCUCGAUGAGGGCUUGGAACCAGUCUGCUAUGAGAAGACAUCUGAUAUUGGUGGACUUUGGAACUUUCGUCAGAGCGCUGAGGAGGAUGUUGCUUGCGUCAUGCAGUCGACGGUGAUCAACACCAGCAAGGAAAUGAUGUCAUACAGUGACUUUCCCAUCCCUGCUGAUAGCCCGAACUUCAUGCACCACACCUACAUCCAGAAAUACUUCAAUCUUUAUGCUAAAAAGUUCAAUCUUAGGAAGCAUAUUGAGUUUAACACUGAAGUAGAGAUCAUCAGAAAAGCAAAGGACUUUCACACAACUGGCAGGUGGGAAAUAAAGAUACUCUCUUCUGAUACAAAAGAAGAAAAGACCGAAAUAUUUGAUGCAGUCUUCCUUUGCACUGGUCAUCACGCAAAACCCCAUAUGGCAAAGUUUGACGGGGAGGAGGAUUUCAAGGGCAAGCGUCUUCACACCCACUACUAUCGGGAAUACCCAACGGAGUAUGCAGGGCAAAGAGCUGUCGUUGUGGGGAUGGGGAACUCGGGAUUGGAUGUGGCUGUGGAGUUGAGCCGCAUUGCUAGUCAGGUUUACGUGGCUGCAAGACGCGGCGCCUGGAUCUUGAAUAGAGUGGCAGACAACGGUCUCCCACUUGACAUUGCGUACACAACACGUGCAAUCCUAGCCUUCCGCAAACGCUUCAUAGGGCUUGCCCGACACAUCAUACAGAAGCAACUCAAUAAACGAUUUGACCAUUCGCUGUAUGGUAUCCGACCGGAGCACACCAUCGACCAACAACACCCAACAAUAAAUGAUGAUCUUCCAAACAGAAUCUUAAAUGGUUCAAUCUGCAUGAGGCCUAAUAUUGAUAGAAUUACCAAAACAGGGGUGGAAUUUGCAGACGGAACGUUUGAGGAAGAUAUUGAUGUCAUAUUUUACGCCACUGGGUAUACGUUUGGUUUUCCGUUUUUGGACAAGGAUGUGAUAGAUGUCCAAGAUAAUCGAGUCAAUCUGUACAAGUACAUCUUCCCACCUGACCUCGGCCAUCCGACUCUGGCCGUCCUCGGCUGCAUCCAGCCUCUUGGUGCUGUUAUGCCGAUCAGUGAGAUGCAGGCUAGAUUGGCGACUAGAGUAUUCAAGGGUGAUGUUUCCCUACCAUCCAACCAGCAGAUGUGGGAUGACAUCAACGCCACAGCAGACACCAUGGCGAAGCAGUAUUAUGCUUCUCAGCGACAUACGAUCCAGGUUGACUACAUCCCAUACAUGGAUGAACUGGCCGCAAUGACUGGCUGUGCUCCCCAGAUCAGUAAACUACUCUUCAGCGAUCCCAAGCUCGCGUGCAAGGUUUAUUUUGGACCAUGCGUGCCGUAUCAUUACCGACUUCACGGCCACGGAAAGUGGGAUGGAGCAAAGAAGGCCACUGAGACUGUGUGGGAGCGUAUGGAGAAACCACUAAGGACUCGUCAGGGCGCCAAAAGUCCUCCAGAAAAUCAGAUGUGGAACAUAUUCAUCUACUUUCUGUUACCGGCAGUUAUUUUGUAUCUUUUGAGAUAUUUGUUUUGAAGAAAGACUGUCCAUAUACAUAAUGCUAUAGAAUUUUGACACUUAUAGGCCUACGCAAUUUGUCAAAAGUUCGAAAUAUGUUAUAUAAUCAGAAAAUUUCCUCUUGCGUAAAUAUGUACUGUACUGAGAUUAUAAAUUUGACUUUAAUUCAUCCAACAGUAUGCAGAUGGCUCCCAAAUCAAUCUUAAUAUAAUUGAUUGAGAGCGAAGCAGGUGCUAUCUUACAUUGUGAUGUUUAUUACCAUGAUGUCACAACUCAAAAUGAGUUGCAGGAUCACAUGUGCCCAGUGUGAUGAUCAAACGUCGGGCCAGACAUGAAAUUUAUGUUAGACCAACAUGGAGUUCAUAAAAUGAAUCUAUUUUAGGUUUAAUUCGCAGCUUUGUUUUGGGAUGGAAUGAAAAUGGUUCAGUGUUUGAACCUCUGCCGUGUGUGGUGUACAUGUACCCCUUCAAUGAUGUUAUGAAACCAGCACUUCAGCCUACAUUAAUAAACCUUCACGAUCACAUAAAUUGCGCAGAAACCCAAAUUUCAUUAAGGGCACUGGGACAGUAGGCCAGAUCAGGUCACUCAUUGACCGAGGUGACCAAAGUAAAACACAUAAUUGGUGAAUUCAAUUGAUCAUACUAUUAGGGGAUGACCAUAGUCUACUUUACUGAGACCCGGCCACAUGUGGAACCCACAUGAUAUCAUUUACGUAGAACAGGAUAAUCACAAAUUGUUCAUGGUAGUUGGUAGUUUGGACCUUGUUACUAAGUUGUGCAGAUUAAAAGUUCAUAAUGGGGACAGAUUUGAAAGUUGGACACAGCUGGCUUUUUCUGGUUUUGUAACAUUUUGUCAUGAAUUGAUGAGCUUACUGCAGCCCUCAGUAGGCUGGAUGAUGUAGAAGCAAAACUGAUUAGUGUGUACUACCAGAUGUUUUGGUUGUAAUUGUACCACUUUACCUCUGCACCUAAAUGUUUUCAUAAAAAAAUCAUUUACAUGUACAUUCUAUUGUGCCUUAAAAGCUUAUUACAACAUUGACAAUGUACUUUUUAUAUUAGAAAUAA
This is a messenger RNA of Lineus longissimus, 3093 nucleotides long. RefSeq names its product flavin-containing monooxygenase 5-like. Bases 440 to 2047 code for a protein of 535 amino acids. The transcript is spliced from 7 exons. The record is from RefSeq and is a predicted model, not a curated record. NCBI's taxonomy places the organism in Eukaryota, Metazoa, Nemertea, Pilidiophora, Heteronemertea, Lineidae. Gene Ontology annotation, molecular function: flavin adenine dinucleotide binding; NADP binding; N,N-dimethylaniline monooxygenase activity.